Cyprinodon tularosa is the source of this 1651-nucleotide messenger RNA. RefSeq names its product bleomycin hydrolase (gene blmh). Gene Ontology annotation, molecular function: cysteine-type aminopeptidase activity. Gene Ontology annotation, biological process: L-homocysteine catabolic process; response to toxic substance; proteolysis. NCBI's taxonomy places the organism in Eukaryota, Metazoa, Chordata, Actinopteri, Cyprinodontiformes, Cyprinodontidae. Gene Ontology annotation, cellular component: cytoplasm. Bases 147 to 1502 code for a protein of 451 amino acids. The record is from RefSeq and is a predicted model, not a curated record. The transcript is spliced from 12 exons.
GCCCAAACGCCACGUCAAAAAUCGAACCCGUGCGCACAAACGAGCGCACCCCGUGAACACACCGACUCUCCGCCUGUGAAUGAAAUAAACAAAGAGCCGGCCACUUUUUGGGACUAUAGCCACCGAUUCACGAGCUUCUUGGAAACAUGGACACCGGUUUGAGUCCAGAAAAAGUGGCCAGCUUUACAAAGCGCCUGCGCUCUGAACCACGCUACCUGUUGGCCCAGAAUGUGUCCACCUGCAUCGACCCUUUGGAGGUUUGUUUGCACCGACAGACCGUCCAGGAUACAGUGCAUAUCUUUCAGCACUCCAUUCCCACGGAAGGCAAGCCUAUCACCAACCAGAAAAGCUCAGGGAGAUGUUGGAUCUUCUCGUGCCUCAACGUCAUGCGACUUCCCUUCAUGAAGAAGUUUAAUGUAGAGGAGUUUGAGUUUAGUCAGUCCUACCUCUUUUUCUGGGACAAGAUUGAGCGUUGCUACUACUUCCUCCAUGCGUGUGUGGAGACGGCACAGAGGAAGGAGCCGGUAGACGGGCGCCUGGUCCAGUUUCUUCUCUCCAACCCGACCAAUGAUGGAGGACAAUGGGACAUGCUGGUCAAUCUCAUUGAGAAGUACGGCGUCAUUCCAAAGAAGUGCUUCCCAGAGUCCCACAGCUCAGAGGCCUCGCGCAGAAUGAACGACAUCCUCAACCAUAAGCUGAGGGAAUACUGUUUGAGACUGAGGAACAUGGUGGCCAGCGACGCUACGAAGACCGAACUGUCUGAGGCUAUCGACACCAUGAUAGAAGAGGUGUUUCGUGUGGCCAGCGUUUGUCUAGGCAGCCCUCCAGACACCAUCUGCUGGGAGUACCGGGACAAGGACAAGAACUUCCACCGCUUGGGACCCCUCAGCCCCCAGGAGUUCUACAGGCAACAUGUCAAACCGCUUUACAACAUUCAGGACAAAGUCUGCCUCGUAAACGACCCCCGACCGCAGAACCCUUACGGGAAGCUGUACAGCGUGGAGUUCCUGGGGAACAUGGUCGGAGGCCGCAGCACCCUGUACAACAACCAACCCAUCCAGCUGCUUAAGAAGGCCGCUGCAGACUCCAUUAAGGAUGGAGAGGCCGUGUGGUUCGGGUGUGACGUCGGAAAACAUUUCCACAGCAAACUGGGCAUUAAUGAUAUGAAUGUGUUCAACCAUGAGCUGGUGUUUGGAGUGUCUGUAAAGAACCUUUCAAAGGCAGAGAGGCUGAUAUACGGCGACUCCCUCAUGACGCACGCCAUGAUCCUCACUGCUGUUACGGACAAGGAUGAGAAAGGUUUUGAAAAAUGGCGGGUGGAGAACUCCUGGGGCGAUGACCGUGGAAACAAAGGUUACCUGAUCAUGACGGACGACUGGUUCUCAGAGUACGUCUACGAGGUGGUGGUGGACAAGAAGUUCCUCUCCGAUGAUGUCAUGCAAGUGAUGCAACAGGAGCCCGUUGUACUUCCUGCGUGGGACCCAAUGGGAGCGUUGGCAUAAAAAUCACAAAUGCAGGUUUUAGCCCCACCCCCUGGUCUAAUUGACUCCACCCUCUUCCUCAGCUGCUUUUAAGUCCAAUGGUUUCCUCAUGCCGCCUAUAAAAGAGCUUGUUCUUAUAGGAAAAAUAAAAACGUUUCUUUUUUACUCAA